AUGGGUACACAUAACGCGAAGAUCUCAUGUGACAUCUUGCUUGAUUCAUCCUCUAUUGCUGAUAACAAUGAUACGUCGAAAAUACCUUGUGGUUUAAGAAAGAGGAGUGGGCCACGCGAAUUGGGUUCUAAGGUGUUUGGGUUUGGAAUAUUGUAUUCUGAAUCAGCGCAUGGAGAUCGCACAGAUGUUCAGUCGGGACCAGAUAAUGAAUUUGAACAUGACAUGAUUAGCGACUCAGCUAAUAGAAGCAUUGGUGUUUGUAAUGAUCAUGAGCAAAACGGUCCUACUGGUGCUGACCCUGACGAAUCAAAUUACAAAAAAGAUGAUCCAACUAAUGGUGAUCGAACUGACGACAUUGGUGAUGGCGACAUUGUAACCGAUAACAAAGGUGAUGGCAAUGAUGGUGAUGAUAGCGGUAGUGACCAACCGGAUACUGAUAACAAUGAUGAUGAUGACGACUGGUAUGAUGGUUGCGAUGACGAAGAAGAAGACGAAGACAGUGAUGAUAACGAUGGCGACGAAUAUGAUGACGAGGAAGAUGACGAAGAUAGUACUGAUAGUGAUGAUAGUGAUGGAAUUGACGAAGAAGACGAGGACGAAGAAAGUGAUGAUUGUGAGGAAACCGAUGAAGAAAAUGAAGACGAUGACUAUGAUGAGACGAACGAAUUGCUGAUGGUUGUGAUGAAGAAGUAG
This is a messenger RNA of Eutrema salsugineum, 693 nucleotides long. RefSeq names its product pheromone-processing carboxypeptidase KEX1-like. Lineage: Eukaryota; Viridiplantae; Streptophyta; Magnoliopsida; Brassicales; Brassicaceae. The record is from RefSeq and is a predicted model, not a curated record. The transcript is spliced from 4 exons. Bases 1 to 693 code for a protein of 230 amino acids.